CGCUUCCAAGCGAGAUUUAGUCUGAGUGAGUGAGUGAGCCUGAGUGAGUGUUGUUGGUGUUCAUGUGUUCGGCGUAGUAGAUGUUGCUGAAGAGUGUGAGGGAGUGCGCACAGAAGGGCCAUGAAGACCAUGAGCUCCAAGGCUCUAGCGGUGCCCUGCCCGCCUUUGUCCGGUGGGAGGAAGAAUUCUGUAACGAGAGGAGAGCGAAGUAGAGGCAGCAGGAACAACUUCGUAUGCUUCAACGCAAUUUCGAAUCCUAGUGCCGCGCUUACGCAGACGGAGCAUUCAACGUUUCUGACGGAGGUUGCCGCGCUUGAGCCUCCGGCGUCGCUUCAAGCACUAAUGAAUGUGCUUCAAGCUAAAGGAGAGCGUGUCGUGUCUCCCUACAAUCGAAAAGGGAUAAUUCCGCUUGCCAUUCCGCUCACGGCGACGGAAGAUGGAGACAUGACCGCGCUCCUGCGAUGGCCUACGCCCGCGAGCGGGAUGGACGUGCCGGUGGUGCGUGUGAAGAGCUUCGGGGUUACAUUGCUGGCUAAGAGUCCCGAGGAGUACAUUCAUAGGGCUUUGGUAGAGGAGGAUGUGGCGGGAUGCUCGGGUAGAAUUUGCGAGAGCGCCGGUGAGGUUGGGAGCUCUUUGUACCAGCGGGGCAACUUUGAAGCGUCGAAAUUGAGCAGCCUUGAUGUUUAUUUGAUGAAGAAAGUAGGGCUCUUCCCGGAUGUGUUUGAGCGGCUUGCAAUGCGGCAUGUAGAGAAUGGUGAUGAUAUUUCAGCUCUGGUGACGGCGGAGUAUUACGCGAGCAAGAAGCAUUUUCCAGGCUUCGGUAGGCCGUUUGUCUUCAAUGCCGAGUUGAUGCUGAAGGUGGGACGCAAGCUGGAAGCAAAAGAUGCUGCGCGAUGUGCGCUGCGUUCACCGUGGUGGACGUUGGGAUCCUGGUACGCAGAUGUCGCAAACAUUGCUGGCUGGGGCGAAGAGCAAAUUGAAUUCAUGCGGGAGAGGUUAACUGAAGAGGGUCGUCGAGAAGACCUUCUCAAGGGCAAGAGUCUGGAACAAGUGGCGGUGGACCAGGCAGCUUUCUUGUUAGACCUUGCUGCAGUUGAGGGCACUUGGGAUGCCGUGCGGGAGCAGCUGGCCGACUAUUAUAAAGAGGGCGGAUUUGACGAUAUUUCUAGAUUCAUUAGCACAGCGUGAAAAAGUUUUAAUACAAAUUGGUGUGCUGCAUUUUGCACAUCGUGUAAAAUCCAUCGUAAUUGGCAUCAAGAUUGAACAUCCCUUAAGGUUCAGCGUCA
Messenger RNA from Physcomitrium patens, 1286 nucleotides. Its product is annotated as protein IN CHLOROPLAST ATPASE BIOGENESIS, chloroplastic. NCBI's taxonomy places the organism in Eukaryota, Viridiplantae, Streptophyta, Bryopsida, Funariales, Funariaceae. The record is from RefSeq and is a predicted model, not a curated record.